This is a messenger RNA of Suillus subalutaceus, 660 nucleotides long. RefSeq lists its product as uncharacterized. The transcript has 4 exons. The record is from RefSeq and is a predicted model, not a curated record. NCBI's taxonomy places the organism in Eukaryota, Fungi, Basidiomycota, Agaricomycetes, Boletales, Suillaceae. The coding region runs from base 1 to 660 and encodes 219 amino acids.
AUGUCGAUUUGGGGUACAGUCAUUCCAUCUGUGCCCACUUUGUUUUUGAUGCAAAAACUCGAGGAGCGCUGCCUCCUCUUCGGACGUCCAACGAGCUGGCUCUUUGCGAUUGGAAAUCUUGCCUUUCCCCUUAGCUUAGGCGUGCUGGCAUUCCUUGCCAAAGGUCAUUCCGACCUCAAAAAGAUCGUCAUUGCCAUCACUCCUUCUGUAUACGGUCUCAUCCCGCCGACCGAACUUUCCACCCAAGAGCGCGCUAAUUGGAUUGAAGAAGCUGCUGCAGACUUGCUGGAUAAAUCGAAAUAUUUGCGUGGCAGGAAGGAUGAACUUGGGAAGACUAAAAAUUUCGCUCACCCUGGACUUCGCAAAGUCAUCAUUAUUUUCAUCUACAUAGGGUCUUAUCGCAUCGCUCAUAGGCGACCAGACAUCUUUUGCAAGCAGGUACCACUAAAGUGCUUAGCUCUCGUCGCUACAGCAUUCAACUGUAUCCUUGAUGGCCUCAGAAAAAACGGCAAUGGGAAGACUUACCCCAACUUUUCCUCGAAGGAUUACCUGUCCAUCUACAAGAGAAUGCUGGCACUGCUUGAAGACAUCAUGAACAACCCUUACCAUGGCCUGAAAUUGGUGCAGCAGCUUGGUCAAUGGGCUGAAGCUGGAUGGUAA